CGGUGAGGGGGCGGCGCGGCGGCAGGGGGCUGGAUGGAGUAUCUGCGGGUGUUGGGCCGGGGCUUAGGCCAGCUCAGAGGUCAUGGAGGCGUCUUUGGCUAUUUGCGCCAGUUCUUCAGGGUAAACGAUGUGAGGGUUGGCACAUUAGUAGGAGAGGACAAAUAUGGAAAUAAAUAUUAUGAAGACAACAAACAGUUUUUUGGUCGACACCGAUGGGUUAUCUACACCACUGAAAUGAAUGGCAAAAAUACCUUCUGGGAUGUGGAUGGAAGCAUGGUGCCCCCUGAAUGGCAUCGUUGGCUCCACUGCAUGACUGACGACCCUCCCACGAUUGUCCCUCCCGUAUCUCGGAAGUUCAUCUGGAAGAACCACAAAUUCAACGUGAGCGGCACUCCUGAGCAGUAUGUCCCCUAUUCCACUACACGGAAGAAGAUUCAGGAAUGGGUCCCACCUGCCACCCCUUACAAAUAGACCCCACCAAGAAGAGAAGGUCCAUCUCUGGUGGACCCCCAUCUGUGUGGGGUGUCUAUGUACAUUGUACAUUAAAAUCCUUUAAUAAAAUUGUAUUAUGUGUUCAGAUCCA
Messenger RNA from Antechinus flavipes (yellow-footed antechinus), 583 nucleotides. RefSeq names its product NADH:ubiquinone oxidoreductase subunit A12 (gene NDUFA12). NCBI's taxonomy places the organism in Eukaryota, Metazoa, Chordata, Mammalia, Dasyuromorphia, Dasyuridae. The record is from RefSeq and is a predicted model, not a curated record. Gene Ontology annotation, cellular component: membrane. The transcript is spliced from 4 exons. Bases 34 to 471 code for a protein of 145 amino acids. Gene Ontology annotation, biological process: response to oxidative stress; mitochondrial respiratory chain complex I assembly.